Molecule: messenger RNA, 1011 nt
Organism: Aspergillus affinis
Lineage: Eukaryota; Fungi; Ascomycota; Eurotiomycetes; Eurotiales; Aspergillaceae
Exons: 1
Coding region: 1-1011 (336 amino acids)
Source: RefSeq, a predicted model, not a curated record
AUGGGCCGAGCGGCUCACCAAUACUCCUCCACCAAGGUGACCCUCCUGCAGACAGCUCUGGACUAUUUCGUCACCUGCAGCGCCGUCUUCCCUGUCCUCAUUCCUAUUGAGGAAGACGACGCAGACGGCCUAGAAGACAAAACACCUCGGUCCGACGAGGGAUCUACCUCUGCAAUCAACGAGCCCGGCCAUUCUUCCUCCAUUACCAGCUUUGUCACCGUCAUUCGAGACAUCAUCGACAAGAACAUUGACUCUCUGGCAGACGACCCCUUCGUUUCGGACCACGAGCUUGACAGCAAGCAAGACUUGAUCUCACCGUAUCAGUUCGGCAAAACUCUGCUCAUGCCUCCUCCCUUAAAGGUUCGCAGGUCACAGGAAGAUUUGGAUCCACUGUUCUCAAGCCCGAACCCGAGCCAGGUCGCCAGCGAGUCCAAACAAGCCUCUACUAAUCCGAUGGCCCACCACUCUGGACGAGCUCGCAGACCCCCACCCCUUCCUAUCAGAAACAGACCUACCGAACCCUCACACGCUGACGAAUCUGAACUACUCCAUGCGCCAGUUCCUAAAGACACCCAGCCUGCACCUCCCAUUGCUUCACCCAUCCCCAUCAUCACCCCGCCCCGUGGGGCUGCUAUCCGUCGGUAUAACAGCCAUCUUCGGUUCCUGCGCGUGCAGAUCACCAACAGCAUCGCCUCGCUGCGCGCACUGAUCGACGAAGUCACAGACCUGCAGGAGACGCGUCGCGCGGCUAAGAACUUCCGACGAUCGAGCUCCUUCUGGACGUUCAGUCCUAUCAAGAGCCCUGCGCGAGAAGCAGAAGAGAACAGGUCUGCGUCUGAGAAGUUGGCGAGACAGUCGGGUACGGAGACUAAGGAGCAGAGAAUCGCAAGGUUGAGGGCUGAUGGGUGGAAGACUGUGGGGUUGAGGUCGCCGACGAGUCGCUGGAAAGGUACGGAGUAUUACAAACGGUACUGUGGUGAUGUGUUGGAUGAGUUGUAUCUGGAGGCUUGA